GCCCACAAGCUCCUGGGACAACUUGGACUCUGUCUUCAGCUGAGACCCUUGCUCCCUCCAGCACCAUGCCUUACAACUGCAUCCUGCCCAACCUGAGCUGCCGCUCCAGCUUCUCCGCCCGGCCCUGCGUGCCCCCCAGCUGUCGCAGCUGCACCCUGCCCGGGGCCUGCAACAUCCCUGCCAACGUGGGCAGCUGCAGCUGGUUCUGCGAGGGCUCCUUCAACAGCAGCGAGAAGGAGACCAUGCAGUUCCUGAACGACCGCCUGGCCAGCUACCUGGAGAAGGUGCGCCAGCUGGAGCGGGAGAACGCGGAGCUGGAGAGCCGCAUCCGGGAGCGGAGCCAGCAGCAGGAGCCGGAAGUGUGCCCCAACUACCAGUCCUACUUCCGCACCAUCGAGGAGCUCCAGCAGAAGAUCCUGUGCACCAAGUCUGAGAACGCAAGGCUGGUGGUGCAGAUUGAUAACGCCAAGCUGGCCGCAGAUGACUUCAGAACCAAGUAUGAGACGGAGCUGGGCUUGCGGCAGCUGGUGGAGUCGGACAUCAACGGCCUGCGCAGGAUCCUGGAUGAGCUGACCCUGUGCAAGGCUGACCUGGAGGCCCAGGUAGAGUCCCUGAAGGAGGAGCUGCUCUGCCUCAAGAGGAACCAUGAGGAGGAAGUCAACACCCUGCGUAGCCAGCUUGGAGACCGCCUCAACAUCGAGGUGGACGCGGCCCCCACCGUGGACCUGAACCGUGUGCUCAACGAGACCAGGAGUCAGUAUGAGGCCCUGGUGGAGACCAACCGCAGGGACGUGGAGGAAUGGUUCACCACCCAGGUGGGCAUCUCAGCACGUGGUCGCUCAGGACCCGAGGCCCCGUGGGGCCCUUUAGUCCGGGCCCGGCUGGAGAGUGAGAUCAACACGUACCGGGGCCUGCUGGAGAGCGAGGACUGCAAGCUGCCCUGCAACCCCUGCGCCACAACCAACGCGUGCGGCAAGUCCCUCGGGUCCUGCGUCUCCAAUCCCUGCACCCCCUGUGUGCCCCCUGUGCCCUGCACGCCCUGUGCCCCCCGCCCCCGCUGCAGGCCCUGCAACACCUUUGUGCGCUAGAGCCCGGGGCUGCCAGAGGAGCAAGGAGGCAGGGCCUGAGGCUCUAGGGCUUUGACCUGGCACUGGCUCAUUUGAAAAAAAGGGCCUGAAAACACAAUUUGCCUGGCUGGAGCUGCCCAGUAAGGCAGCCAAGAAACUCACCCAGCCUACUCCAGCCCACCCUUUCCCACCCUACUUUCC
Ceratotherium simum simum (southern white rhinoceros) is the source of this 1268-nucleotide messenger RNA. Lineage: Eukaryota; Metazoa; Chordata; Mammalia; Perissodactyla; Rhinocerotidae. The record is from RefSeq and is a predicted model, not a curated record.